Setaria italica (foxtail millet) is the source of this 2377-nucleotide messenger RNA. RefSeq lists its product as uncharacterized. The record is from RefSeq and is a predicted model, not a curated record. The coding region runs from base 279 to 2150 and encodes 623 amino acids. Lineage: Eukaryota; Viridiplantae; Streptophyta; Magnoliopsida; Poales; Poaceae. The transcript has 9 exons.
CACCACCUCGGCUCCUCCUCCCGAUGCCAAACGAGGCCUCCCGGCUCCCCCCGACCCUUUUCCUCCCCUGUUCUCUAGAUCGCGACGGAACCGAGCUCCCCCUCCUGCCGAAGCGAAGCGGAGUGAGCAAUCGGGACCCGGCGCGCGAUCUGAUCGGCCCCACGGCUCCGACGACCGGGGCAAUGCUGCGUGGAUCGAGCUGCAGCUGCUGCUGAUCACGGUUUUGAUAUUGGCUUCUUUUGGUUGCUGCAAGCUUUGGAUGAAGUUUGUACUUAUCUAUGGAAGUGGAUGGCUCAAACAGUGCCCUAGUUAAUAAAAGUGAAGAGAAUGACUUUGAAAAGAAGGGCAGUUCUGAUCCUGUGGUUUAUCAGCUAGUUCGGGUUGAAGGCGAUGGAACACUUGUUCCUGCUACAGAGGAUGAUGUUUUGGAAUUUGAACAUUUUCUUCAGGAUGAGAAGGUUAAUUUUCCUUCUAUUGAAGAUGUAGGGCAUGUGGAAGAGUUUUUCAGCAACGAUUGUAUCUUGCUGAAGAAGUCAGACUUGGAAGAUGGCUCUUCCAAAGUGAAGACUUUAGAACUGCACACACAAAAAAUGGGGACUGACUUAGAGGAAAACAGGUUGGAUGGUUCCCUUGGUCCUCCCUCAAAUUCUGGAGUUCUUCAUGGUCAGCAGCCAGAUAAAUUUCUUGCAGAACAAGGGGACAGCAACAUCGCUCAACAGGACAAUGCUUCAACUGAGACUGCAAAACCAAUAGUGUUGAAUGACUCUUGCAGUGCUGAAAAGGACAAGGCUGAUGCCUGCUCAAGACCUGUAGACGACACAUCUACAGAACCAUCUGUUUCUGGAGUUACUAGUUAUGUGCCUGAUUUUUCAAUAUUAAGAGGAGAGGUCUGUUUGGAUGAUCUUACUAUUAGAGAACUUCAGGAGGCAUUUAGAGCCACAUUUGGGCGUCAGACUACUGUCAAGGACAAGAUAUGGCUCAAAAGAAGGAUUACAAUGGGCUUAACCAAUUCCUGUGAUGUUCCAAGUUCCGGCUGUGUAGUUAAAGACUAUAAAAUUGUUGGAAAGGAUGUCAGACAAGAGGUAUCAAACACAGGUGGAAUACCUAAGAUUGGACUUCAAUCUACUCUGGUUAGGGAUCAAGUCACAUAUCCAGGAAACGAAGGGGACUCACCAUCUAGCUCUUACUAUCAGAGUGAGGACCAACAAGGAUCUUCCAAGAGGUUCAAAAGAGUACCAAUACAUAAUGAUGAACCGCAAGGAAAUCUCCUUGCCGGACAAUGCACUAACAAGAGAACUAGAAAGCCAACAAAAAGAUACAUAGAGGAGCUUUCAGACAUUGAAACUCACGAGUCCACUGGAAAACUUUCUUCACCAGCAAAAAGGACUGCACAUGAUGAAGUGUUGCUGAAACCGCGGGCAGCACCUUUCCAUGAGCUUGAGUCUCUCAGCACGAUCUAUCCUACUAGAAAAGAUACUCUUGGAGGAUUUAGUGUGCAUGUUCCUUAUGUUUCAAGGAUGAGGAGGGGGCGCCCUAGGAAGGACUUCAUUUCAUUUGUGGAUAAGGAACCUUCUGUUCAAUGUAAUGUUCAGACAACAGUUGGGAUGUUGUCAAAAGAGUGCGAAGAGGGGAACCAUGUGAGGAAAGCAUCUGAAGUUCCACCAACAGUAAAUCCGGAGAGAGGACAUUUAGAGGCAGUUGAUAGGAAGGGGGUUCAAAACCUACAAGCAAACGUUUACAAAGCUGCUUCCAAGCCCAAAAUAAAACGGGGUUUGACGCGGAAGCAUCAUCGAGCAUGGACACUGUGUGAAGUCGUGAAGCUGGUUGAUGGUGUGGCCCGGUAUGGAGCUGGCAAGUGGUCUGAGAUUAGGAAAUUAUCCUUUUCCUCAUAUUCUUACCGCACUUCAGUGGAUCUCAAGGACAAAUGGCGGAACCUGAUCAGAGCGACCCAGACACAGCUUCCUGCACAAAAAGAUGGUGUGUGUCCACGGAAGAUUAACCCUUCUAUCAUACCUAUACCACCAUCCAUUUUGUUGCGAGUGAAGGAGCUAAAUGAGCUGCAGUCGCAAGGGGGCGGCUUCACAGCGCCAGUCAAGUUCUCCGGGCAGAACAGCAAGGUUGUACAGGGAAAAGGGCUAGGUUUUUUGUGAUACGUGUCAUGUAGAUAUAGGGGGAAAAGGAAGUUAGAUAGCUGUACGCGUUUGGACGAUGAAGGAUGAGUACAUAUUUACAACUUAGUAAAGCCACGUUAUCAUCUUCAAAAUGUUCUCUACACGCGCACCAUGUAUAAUCAGAUGCCCAGAAAAUAUUGCUGUAUCUUACUUGUGUAAAGGGCAGGCGGCUCUGUUGCCGUGUAACAAGCAGAGGUUAACGAACA